Molecule: messenger RNA, 1435 nt
Organism: Saitoella complicata NRRL Y-17804
Lineage: Eukaryota; Fungi; Ascomycota; Saitoellomycetes; Saitoellales; Saitoellaceae
Product: acid phosphatase/Vanadium-dependent haloperoxidase
Exons: 2
Coding region: 102-1274 (390 amino acids)
Biological process (GO): phospholipid metabolic process
Molecular function (GO): phosphatidate phosphatase activity
Source: RefSeq, a predicted model, not a curated record
GGCAGGCAGGGUGAUCUCCCGCGGCUGUGACUUCGCCUCGACCUGCCACAACUCAAAAUCACUCACGUCCGCGGACCGACCGCCAAUUAAAGCCUCUGAACAUGUCCCUACGCUCACGUCUCCAAUCCACUCUAUCCCCCUCAACACCAGACAACUACGACGAAAUGUCCUCCCUCCUCCCUCCAAACGUCAGUAACACGUCACGGAAGAAGAUCUUGGCAUCAUACUUCUUUGAUUACGCCUUGCUCGUGUUCUUCCUCGUGGUCUUUACGACUAUCGACGCAAUCCAACCGCACCACCAACAAUUCACCCUCACGAACGAAUCACUCUGGCACCGCUUUGCCGAACACGAAACAGUCCCCGUAUGGCUCCUCAUCGUCGUCUCGGUCAUCGCGCCGGGUGCUAUCAUCGUCAUCUGGUCCCUCCUCUUCGAGCGAAAAGAACGGAAGUUGUGGGAAGCGCAUUGCGGAUGCUUGGGGCUUGCGUUGAGUUUUGCGGGUGCGGUCACCAUCACUGCUUGUCUCAAGAACGCCGUGGGGAGACCUCGACCGGACUUUUUGGCACGGUGUCAACCCGACACCUCCAAACAGACACCGGAUAACGUCUACUCCAUGUACGACGCCACUAUUUGCACCGUCGACCUCGGAUCCCGCAUCAUGCGCGAAGCCUUCCGUUCCUUCCCCUCCGGCCAUUCCUCCACCGCCUUCGCAGGCCUAACCUACCUCUCCUUCUGGGUCGGCGGCAAAACAAACGUCCUCGACACCAGGGGUAACGUGUGGAAAUGUGCGGUGGUACUUAUCCCGACGUUGGCUGCGGGGCUGGUUGCGGCGAGUAGGAUUAUGGAUCAGAGGCAUCAUGGGUUUGAUGUUUUGUUUGGGGGUUUGAUUGGGUGGGGGACGGCGUGGGCGGCGUAUAGGCAGUAUUAUCCUGCGUUGACGGCGAAGGACGUUGUGAAGAAUGAAGCCGCCCGCCAGGGACGUCUUCCUCAGGGUGCCAGCACGGGAUCUACUACCUCUGUGAGGGUUGGUGAGGCGUAUCCUGUCAGGACUUGGGGAACUCCGCAACGUGGGGAUUUGGAGAACCAGGAGGAGCAGGAGGGACUGGGUGGUUACGAGAUGGACAGGGAGGAAAGUAUUGGCUACAUGGCUGUUGGUAGGGGAGGAGGUGUCCACGGUGGACAGGGCCUUGCUGCUCCGAGUGCGGCGUAUGCUGGGUAUGCCGCUGGUCCGGCUCAGUAUGAUGCCUCGACCAGGAGCAAGAGUCCGGUUCAUUAAGUUGUGGGAUACAGUGCAUAGGCAUGCGAGUGUACGAUACCCCUCAUAGGAAAUGAACAGUCAGAAUAUCAGUCAGGUUGACCAAUUGCCCAUUAACCUACAUAUCCUAAAAUGACGAACAACACCUAAAGCAAACGCAAAAGACAAAGCAAAAAAGUUGG